This is a messenger RNA of Morone saxatilis (striped sea-bass), 4990 nucleotides long. RefSeq names its product tumor protein p53-inducible nuclear protein 2 (gene tp53inp2b). Gene Ontology annotation, biological process: autophagosome assembly; positive regulation of DNA-templated transcription. Lineage: Eukaryota; Metazoa; Chordata; Actinopteri; Moronidae. Gene Ontology annotation, cellular component: nucleus; autophagosome. The transcript is spliced from 4 exons. The record is from RefSeq and is a predicted model, not a curated record. Bases 528 to 1472 code for a protein of 314 amino acids.
GUACGUUCUACAUUCUGAUCCGAGGAUCAGCUGGAGGCAGCAAUAAACAGAAAGAAAAUCUGCAGCGGAAAAAAUAGAGGAGGAAGAGAAAAAAAUAGCUGCAGAUGUUAUGAUCUGAAAACAUCAGUGUAACAUUUUUACACGAAGCCCUUCUUCUAAGAAGAAAGCCUUUUAUUUUUGUAUAAUGGUGUUUUAACUACCUCACUUAAAGACUAUCUAAAGCUAUGCUUUAAAGAAUUGUUGUCGUUUCUACUGUGUGUGAGAUCUCGUUUACAACUUGAAUAAUACUGCAAAGGCAGGCCUUUGCUCCAAACCAAGUGAAACCUUACAUUUGCACUACAGAAGCCUGUCUACUCCGAGAUCCAGCAAAGGGCUUCAAUUGAAAAAAAGAGACUAAAUAAAUUAGACAAAGAAUCAAACAAGUGAUACAUAAACACAAAUAAGAAAAUUCAAAAAGGCAGCUACAGCUUUUUCUUUGUGGACAACAAAAAGUACCUGAGUCAUCAAUACUUGAUAAUACAGCAGUCAUGUUUCAGCGUCUGAGCAACCUGUUGUUUGGGGAGGUGGAAGAGGUGGCAGCUGAGCUGAAGGGACCCAACCCCUGUGUGACGGAGGCCGAUGAGGAAGGAUGGAUGCUUGUCAACCUGCCUGAUGAAUCUGAUUGCAUGGUGCAGGCGGGGGAUGCACAAUCAUCUCCAAACAGUAACCAAUCAAAUCAUCAAGACACACAUUCAAGGACUGAAUGUCCGGCCCCCAUUCCCCACGCACCUUACAAGCGCCGUAGGACACAUAAAGGUCGGGCACGAGGUGCUGUAGCAUCAUCAGACCCCCUGUCUUGUCAAAGCGCUAGCCCGUCAGACUUGGGUGCCACUACACCCGUGACCCUGCCGAGACGGGCCAGACUGUCUACGCCCUCCUCCACCCCGUCAAUGUCCCCUGGCUCUGGAAGUGAGUGUGGGGGCAGUGGGGGUAGCAGUAGGGCAGGCGCAGAGAGAGGCUGCAUGGAUGAGAGCUGGUUUGUCACCCCUCCCCCCUGUUUCACUGCAGAGGGAGCCACAGCGGAGGCCAGCCCGAUGGAGGACCUGCUCAUCGAGCACCCUAGCAUGUCGGUGUACGUCUCCUCCAACAACUUCUCCAUGGUCUCCAACAGCAACCUGUCUGUGGUGGGAGAGGAAAGCAUUAUGAGCUUGGCAAGCAGCGUGAGCAGAGUGGCUGAACCAGCUGCUGUCCCCGCCACCCGCAGCACUAUGCCCACCAGGGUGACCCGUGGAGCAGCUGCCCAGGCUGGAGCUCUGGCCAAGGUCACCCAAGUGGCCAGGGUCCAGCGUAGCAAAGCCCGCAUCGAGCGGCGCCAUCUGGGCCGCAACCGCAUCCAACGCCAAAACCUCACCAGGGAGCAGGUCCCCCGCCACGCAGCCCACGCCAGAAACACCUUCCUUCACCAGCCUAGCAAGCGUAACAUCUGCCACUAAUCUCCCCAGCAACCAGGGGGCAUCGUUUACUCUGAGGGCAUUAGUAGUGCAUAGUCAACUCCAAGACACACAUGAUUAAAUGUAUUCACCCAGAGCACAUUUGCUAUCAUUUCUGCACAUCAUAUCACAUUACACUCAGAUACCAGUAGACUAGUAGCUUUUUUGUUUUGGUUUAGUCACAAACUGACUCCACCUGGUAGUUUUAUGCCCCAUUCUGCUCUUAUGAACCCAGCCCUCUGAGUACAUCUGUCUAGACCUUUAUUAUAAUUAUUGUCCAUUGCAGUAUCCAAACUACAAAAAAAAAUUCAAAAUAUUUAUACAGGUUAUACUUAGUAUUAUUAAUGUCUGAAAAACAACAAAAAGUUUAGCUCUGAUUUUCUUCUCCUAUCUUAGUAAAAUAUUCUCCUUCUUUCACCCUUUCUCAAGGCAUGUUAUUUUUGAAAACAAUGAAAUCUCUAAAAUAAUUUGUAUGUUCAGUUUGGACAUAAUCUGAAAUUUAAACAACCAAGUGUACUUUAAGAUUCUUCUGGUGGAAACAAUGCAAGACAGAGACAAGUUAAGCCACAGUAUCUUUGCAGAGAAAACAACUCAUUAUGUCUUUGAAGCUUUAUAUUACAGGUGAUUCUUUUUUUCAGAAAAAAGGUGGAAGGAUAUACCGUGUGACAAGUGUGAGGGGAAAAUCACAUUUGUUUCUCUCCUGUUUGGUCUUUCAACAUGCAAAGUAACCGACAAGAGCGAUGAAACAUGUCGCAACCUCUUUCAUCAUAGGUAACAAAUGUUGUGAUAUUUCUCUCUUCUCACUUUGUGAAGGAUAAGAGCAAGUAGAAUAUGGUGAGAGUAUGAGCAAAACAGACUAAAGAGUAAAAAGAAAUGUUAUGAAUUAGAACUCGAUGGCAUUAAAAGAAAUGCAGUUUGUGUGGUAAUAAGUGGUAAUAAGGAAGUGUUAUGUAACCCUCUGAGCAGCCCUUGUUUUGCAUAUUUCAUCCGUGUUGCUCUGGAUAAUGAAUAAGGUAUUUUGUUUUUGUGGACAUGGACAUUGGUCUAUAUAAUAAAUAUAUAGAAGAACUAUUGAUAAGGAGUAUAACUGGAGAUGAGGUGAAACGAUACAGGGCUUGCCUUUGGGUUACAGGGUAUGGCAGGUUAUAGUAAGUGCAGAGCGGUAUUGAUGGUAACUCUUUAUUUUGUUUUGUUAGAUUGUUUGUCCGCCCAUUUUCUCUCGUAAAUUGUAAUAUUACAGUCUCGCUGUCUGCAUGCUUCCACCAAAGACAGAAAAGAAAGUUUGUUACUGUCAGACAAAGAGAAAGUACACGUUUGGCUUUUAAAGACAUCAACAACAACAAAAAAAAUCACUCCCUGUAGAUCAUACACUGCAUAAUGAUCAUUAAAUGUGUGGUCUGUAAACUAAAGUAAUGUGCCCGGCACACAUCAUCCAUUUUCAUCCACAGUGUGUGCUGUGAUCUUACGUUCUCCAUGUGAACACCAAAAAGAAAGUACGAUCUAUUAACACAAAAGCUCCUUCCAUUGUCACUGACUGCCCAGGAGGCAACUGGAGAAAGGGGGAAGAAACGUCUCCUUAAAGCCUAACAACGUCUUUCCCUUGCAACACAUUCAGAACUAUCAUCUUGCUUAUGGAUGUGCAACCCAUUGCUCUCUAACAUCGUCCCUUUCUCGUUAGCACAUCCAGCAUUAACAGUGUCCACUUAAAGAUCUAGCUUACUGAUAUGUAUUCAACAACAAUAGUAAACAAUGGUGCUGAAGUGUAUACUAAUGUUUGUAAAUUAUUUGAGACAUGGAUGUAAGUUUGCACUGUCAUACAUUUUGUGAAAGUUUUAGCGGUGUGCUGUGUGCUUGUUUUAAUUUUGUGAAUUUUUUUUUCUUAUUCUUUUUUGUUUUGAUUCAAAUUGUGUGUGAGAAGAUGUACUGACACGUAUAAUGCUAGAAACUCUUUAAAAAGACAUGGAUAAUGGUCAUUUAUUUGUCUUGUAAAUAUUACAAAACAAUUUAUAACGCUCUGUUAGAUGUCAAAGCCUCUCAGGACUUGAGUCCACAAUGUUGUGUCCAAUGGGACUAAUGAGAAUCCUCUCUCUGCCUCACCUCUGUGCUCAUUAUCAAAUCAAGAGGGCAUUUCAGUGGCCAAAAGUGGUGUUUUUGCCCCAGCUUCAGUCUCAUCUCUUUGAGAUAAAAACUCAGAGUUGAUGUGCCAUAGGCAAACACUGCCCUCCAGAGGGUCCACUUAGCACAGCACUGGCUGUAUGGAUGCUGGUGAAGAUACAGUACAAUGACAUGGUCUUAUUACAGUCUGUACUGGUGUGUUCAAAGGUCAGAUUGAGAGUCCGGGGAUUCAUUUCUGAUUGUUUGGUAAAUGGAAAUGUCUCUUUAAGAUCAUCUAGAUGAAAGAGAUUAUUAUUAUUAUUAUUUUCCCUUGAAUCACCUACCACCCAUUUUUUCAUUUCUGCCAGUAAUCCUAUAAAUUACUUUGUUUUAUUAAAAAUCUGUUAAUAUCUGUUAAUUUAUGAUAUAAUUAUGAAUAUUAUCUUUUUUCUGUUUAAAGAUUACUAUUAUGUAUCCUGUUGAUUCCUCUGAAUGGUGCGGGAGAUGGAUCUGAGGUGAUGAGGCUAACAUGGGCACACACACACAUACAUAUAGUGAUAGCUCAAUGUAAGCUUCCCUCUUACAGACUUACUAUUCGAACUGUCUCCAAGAUGGAAUUUUGUUUGCCUGUUGUAAAAUAGUACAUACCGACUGAAAACGUAAAAAUGAGAGAUCACAGGUAUGAAAUGUGUGUGCAUGCAAAAUGUAAAGAUCACCACAGAUACCAUCUGCCUCUGCAAACCUGUCCUGUUUUCCUUAUUUUUAUUUCUUCCUUUCUGACCAGUGUCAUGUAAAAAGGAAACAUGUUCUCGGUAUGUUGUGUGUGAUUAUUGAAAGGUGUGGUUUAAGACUUAAAGUCAUCCAACAAUGGGGAGAGGGAGUGGUCAUCAGGUGUGUCGAGCCUAUAUGAUGUGGACAGGGAAAGGAUGAGGCAGGAGACAGAUAGUUUAUAUAUAUAUUUAAAAAAAAAAUGAAAUUAAAUGUAUCAUAAAAAUACAAUAGAAUAUGCUUGUAUUUUCCCAUAUAGUUAUUAGAACAGUUGUUCACUAGGAUGUUUUAAAUGAAAGGCGUUGAAUGUCUGAGGGGGUUUCAUAUGUUUUAUGUUGUGCCCUGAAAUGAUGGCAGCUUAAAAACACUUGGGGUUUUGCCCAUGUUACAUCUCAAUUAGUACACCCCUCCCCCCCAUAAAAAAGAAAUAUAUAGACAUAUAAAAAUUUGGUGUAUCUGAUAUCUACAGUAUGGUGAUUGUGCCUUUCACUAUUUCUGCAUGGUUUUUGUGAUGUUCUGAUUUUUCCAUCCCCAAAGUGGACGGUCGUCCACCGACAGGCAAGACCUAUGCAAAAAUCAACCGAUGGGUUUUCCAGCAUCCAUUCAGAAAAACACAGGUACCCGCCAAAAAAACCAACAACAAUAAAUACUCAGGUUAA